AUGGUCUCAAUGCAAGGUGGACAUAUAGGCAAGACAUGUCAAGAGAGAGAGAAGCUUGGACUAUUGAGGAGGAACAUGGUAAAUAUGAAGCUGAUUUUGAAUUCAUACAUACAGAGAGAAGCUUGGACUAUUGAGGAGGAACAUGCACUGAUUAAUGCCCAUCGGGAUGGGAAUAGAUGGGCAGAAAUAGCAAAAGUUCUUCCUAGAACGAAUCGGGUACUUCUAUUUGUUCUUAGGUUCUUCUCACCUAUAGCUAAAGUCAAAGACGAUGAAGCCAAGUGGAUUAUUGGAGUUACAAGAUACACAAAAUCAUCGGUCAUCUAA
Molecule: messenger RNA, 324 nt
Organism: Triticum turgidum subsp. durum (durum wheat)
Lineage: Eukaryota; Viridiplantae; Streptophyta; Magnoliopsida; Poales; Poaceae
Source: the annotation of a GenBank genome assembly